Molecule: messenger RNA, 2946 nt
Organism: Cylindrotheca closterium
Lineage: Eukaryota; Bacillariophyta; Bacillariophyceae; Bacillariales; Bacillariaceae
Source: the annotation of a GenBank genome assembly
AUGAAGACACAAAAGCAAAGCCAACCGAGAAUGAAGCAAUCCCAGUUUCAGACAAUCCUUAUCGGUCUACUAAUAUGCAGCUCGAUUGUAUUGCUGACCGUUGAAGCAUCCAUACUUUUUGUGAUUCAAGAUUCAGAAGAGCAAAAGGCAGAGAAAGAUCAAAACUUUUUCCAGAAAUUGUUUCGUCGUCAGAAAAAGACAGGUUCCAAUCCGCAACGACAUUUGGGAAGCACUCAAGGCUCAAAGGAUAUUCCACCUGAACAAGAAAUCCUUGAUCAAUCAGAUGAAUCCGAAAGUAUCAAGAAUGACACUAUAUCUGGUUUGAUCGAUGAACUUGGUGAAAAAGCAGCUUCUUUCUUGAAAGAAAAGGUCUUUGGACAGACCUCUGUACAAGAGUUGGAGAAAGCUCCAGGAUUUUUGACUCUCUUUUCAGGGAACAACGAUGGAGCUACCACUGGACGAAAAGAUGAGAACUGGUAUAAAAAUCUUUUCGUUGACCUGUUUCCACCGGAUGGAAAUCAAGAUAAGGCUGGAAACACUGAAAAGAAAGACAAAAUCAGUGGUCCGAUGAAAGCCCUUAAUAACUUCCGUGAUCGGGGAAAGAAUAAUUUUGUUGUGCAAGAACUUCUUCAGAAAACAACUCUCUUGGAACAGAAUGCUGUCACUUCGUCGAUUCCAGAAGUUCUUGGCCUAUUGAAGGAGGCUGUGGACAAUGCUAUUAACCAAAUGACCAAGACAUUCGAAAAAGUCUUAUCUUCAGUAGGCCCAACAACCACAAUUGCCUUGAUUUACUACAUAGCGAAUCAAGAAGAAAGUUACACUCCCUCGUGGAAACGCCAACAGCAUAGAUUCUAUGCGAAGAUCACGCCACAAGUUGCAAUAGAAUUGCACGAUGCCCUCUACCUAUCUCAGUUGGCAUAUGUCAAUAGCAUAUCUGAGUUUCGGGCAGGGCUUCACGAUUUUCAACAUGGAACUUGGGAGUUGGCUUAUGGAAGUACUGAAUCGCUGCCUGCCAAACCUGCAAAUUUCCUUCUAGUUCACAAGAAUCCAGCACCCUUGCAUGAUGCGUACUUCGAAUCUGUAUUGCCAUGGGAGUCAAAGAAGGGAAACGAGUUACAAGUCGCCCUGGUCGUUCGAGGAACAAAGAACCUUCCUGAUAUCCUCGCUGAUAUGACACUAGAUCUUGAGGACUAUCGAGGUGGAAAGGCCCAUGGAGGUAUCUUGAUUAGUGGUAGGGCCCUCGUUGACUUUUAUGCUCCAAAACUCAAAGAAUUGUUGAAGCACUCUGGAAGGGACGUUAUCCGACUGUAUAUUGUGGGCCACAGUUUGGGUGCAGGAGCUGGAGCGAUUGCAGCUAUGGAAUUUAAAGAGUACGACUUUGUCGAGGUCGAAGCGGUCGGUUUUGGCUGCCCAGCUCUGUUAUCGCCUGAACUAUCGGAGACCACCAAAGACUACAUCACAACAGUGGUUGCCGACGCGGAUGUUGUCCCACGAAUGAGCGGAGCAUCAAUGGUGAAUGCGAUACUCGAUUUGAUUGGAUUCAACUGGACAACGAUGGCAAGGGAAGAUUUUAAGUUCACAAUGGACCGAAUCGAAGAGACGACCCCCGUUGCAAAUAUCAAACCUAUAUUGCCACCAAAAAGUCAUGUGCUGAAAUGGUCAGAGGAGAUUUUGAACUACACAGCGACCGAAAAAUUUGACCGAGUACCCAUCUCAUUGAUACCUCCAGGCAAUUGCAUCCAUUUAUUCCGAGAUGGAGUAGGGUAUACUGGAUCAGUGACACCCUGCAGCUACUUCGCAAACGGCGUUGAAAUUUCGAGAACGAUGGUAGAUGACCACUUGGUUAUGCCAGGAUAUCAUCGUGCACUUGUCACUAUGAUGCGAGAUUGGAACCAAGAUUUCAAUGUAAGCAUGAUGAAUACUCAGUUGUUGUCUUGGCAUGAUUCUAACUAUGGCCCUCUUUUGUCUCAAAGUUUGACUUCACCCACCCGAUCGCAAAAAUUCCGUGCUAGUACUGGUUGUCAUACCAUGAGCGAAGUCUUCGAUACUUUAUUUGCGUACCUUUGUGGUACAUCUGCAUACCAUGCUGAGAUUCGCACCUUCGGAAUGGCGCUCCAAGGUGCCAUUGCAGUCAGAAAAGGGCCAAAUAAAGAUGGGAAGAUGCAUUUUUUCCACGCCUUUGCCAUGACAACAAUCGCUGCCUUCGCCGGGGGCUGGUUCACUGGGCUUUGGAUGGGAAAACCAACAUCUAUGAUUGCCAGUGGAGACGUCAAUGUCACAUUAGCUAUGAUUGCGUUCAUCAUUGUGAACUACACACCCUUCGAUAUCGGAUACAAGAUUAUGACUUCCUUGCCCGCCACUCUUGUGAUAACAUCCAUGGCACAGAUGUUUCGUAGUAUGGGAACGAUUGGAUUCAUCUCUGUUGCUGCCAACGAAUUGAAACCUUCGAAAUACUACCCAACAGCGAUUAUUGGCCCGAUCUUGUACGGAGCUCUCCUUGGAAACAUGGGAGGGUUUUUUAAAAGUGGAGUGGAGGGUUAUCUCGCGAACGGGAUCCCUUGGCCAUUCCAAAACGCCUUUUUUAUUGGAACCUGGUUUCACUUGUUUGUUCAUGAUGUCGAGGGACCAAUCGGAUCGACAUUGAGGGAAACCGUGUACACGUUCGUCGAUCCACGAACGCUUGGGCUUCCGGAUAUGGACAAUAGAGCGUUUGGAAUUUUGGUGAUGAAUGUAUUUAUGCAAGUGACAGGAAUCAUAAUGCUGCCCAUAUUCUUGGGACCUGCCUUCAGCCCCAUCGCCGCACCAAUGAUUUGGAUUGUGGAUUUUGUCAAAAGUACUGCGGGAGAAGAGCCUACCGUCACCGGGAAGUCCCUUUCGCCUCCAGCAGCAGCCGAAGUAGCGAUGGAGAAGAGAAAGAAACGGAAGAAAAAGAAGAAGAAGGCCUGA